AUGAAGCUUCUCUACCCAACCUCAGUCCCGGGUCUCGACCUCCAAAGUCUCAAGGGCUUCGUCUCGCUGCACCCUUAUGAUGUCAAGUCUCCCAUUCCCGAAGAGCACGUUGACGCCGACGUCCUCAUAACCUGGUCCAACGCGCCGGAAAACCUCAAGGAUGCCGCCAAGCGCCUAAAGAACCUCAAAUGGAUCCAAUCGCUCGCCGCCGGCCCCAACGACGUCCUAGGUGCCGGAUUCGACGCUUCCAAGAUCAUCAUCACCACCGGCGUCGGUCUGCACGACCACCCCGUCGCUGAGCACGCCCUCGGCCUUCUCCUCUGCGGCGCGCGCCGCUUCUUCGAGAUGCGCGACUACCAGCUCCAAUCCAAGUGGCCGCAACAUCUGGGCGGAUCAUUCCCGCGCAGCGAUUUCACCACAUUGCGCGGUUCUCGCGUGCUGAUCUGGGGCUUUGGCAGUAUUGCGAAGACUCUGGCCCCGCACUUGACUCUCCUGGGCGCUGAGGUGAAGGGUAUUGCUCGCAGUGCGGGCGUGCGUAAUGGCGUCGAGGUCUAUGGUGAGGAUAAACUUGCGGAGCUUCUGCCGCAAACAGAUGCCUUGGUCAUGAUUUUGCCUGGCUCGGCCGCGACGCAGAAUGUGUUGAAUGCUGAGAGACUGAAGUUACUUCCUAAGCAUGCUUGGCUUGUGAAUGUGGGACGUGGUGUCUCGGUUGAUGAGGAUGCUUUGGUGGAUGCGCUAGAGAAGGGUGAGCUGGCUGGUGCUGCUCUUGAUGUGUUCCAGACUGAACCCCUGCCUGAAUCGAGCCGCCUGUGGAAGGCGCCUAAUGUGGUUAUCUCGCCCCAUGCUGCGGGUGGAAGACCUGUGGGCUCGGCGGAUUUGAUUGCGAGUAACUUGCAAUGCUUCCUGACCGAGAAGCCGCUGAGAAACAAGAUCUAA
Molecule: messenger RNA, 936 nt
Organism: Penicillium waksmanii
Lineage: Eukaryota; Fungi; Ascomycota; Eurotiomycetes; Eurotiales; Aspergillaceae
Product: phosphoglycerate dehydrogenase
Exons: 1
Coding region: 1-936 (311 amino acids)
Molecular function (GO): NAD binding
Source: RefSeq, a predicted model, not a curated record